Triticum dicoccoides is the source of this 1540-nucleotide messenger RNA. RefSeq names its product phosphoserine phosphatase, chloroplastic-like. Bases 16 to 1152 code for a protein of 378 amino acids. The transcript has 8 exons. The record is from RefSeq and is a predicted model, not a curated record. Gene Ontology annotation, biological process: L-serine biosynthetic process; dephosphorylation. Gene Ontology annotation, molecular function: magnesium ion binding; L-phosphoserine phosphatase activity. NCBI's taxonomy places the organism in Eukaryota, Viridiplantae, Streptophyta, Magnoliopsida, Poales, Poaceae. Gene Ontology annotation, cellular component: cytoplasm; chloroplast.
GAUUCUCUAUCCGCCAUGGGCGCGACUAGUGAGUGGCACGCGAACCCACCCUCCGAGCAGGGCAGGGCGGGCCGCCGUGCGGUGGUAACCCUGCUCUGCCCCGCACGGUCGCCGUCUGAUGUGAUGCUCCCCGCGGCUCGCAGUGAGCGGGCGCAGCGUGAGGAGGGUGGGUGCAGGGCUCGGCGCACGGUAGAGGACGGGGGCGGCGGCCGCGGUGGCAGUCAGCAAUCUGUUAUCGGUGAAGAUGUUGCAGGCAUGCAUAGUAUGGCCAGUCCGAUCAGUGUACGCACCAGUCCGAGACAUCCUCUGUCCGUCCCUCAGUCAUCUUUAGUUCGAGCCGCACAUGCUUCACAUUUAGCGAUAAGAGUUGCAGAUCCAUUAUUCCCUUGCGCUAAACUCUCGAAAGCACGUGCUGUAGUGGCAGCAGCAUUGGAGGUAUCCAAGGCCCCUUCUUCUUCUGGUUUGGCAAACCGCCAGCCAUCGAAGGAGGUUCUUGAGACAUGGCGCAAUGCCAAUGCGGUGUGCUUCGAUGUGGAUAGCACUGUAUGCUUGGAUGAGGGUAUUGACGAGCUUGCUGAUUUCUGUGGGGCUGGGCAGGCAGUUGCUGAGUGGACGACAAAGGCGAUGACAGGGACCGUUCCAUUUGAAGAGGCUCUUGUGGCCUGGAUCUCUUUAAUCAAGCCAUCUCUAUCCCAAGUUGAGGACUGUUUGGAGAAGAGGCCACCCAGGAUUUCUCCUGGAAUCGCUGAUUUGAUUAAGACAUUAAAAGCUAAUAAUACUGAAGUAUUCCUUGUGUCAGGAGGUUUCCGGCAAAUGAUCAAGCCUGUGGCAUUUGAUCUUGGCAUUCCUACUGAAAACAUCAUAGCAAACCAACUGCUAUUUGGAUCAUCUGGAGAGUAUGCUGGAUUUGAUCCCACAGAGCCCACUUCCCGAAGUGGGGGUAAAGCAGUAGCAGUGCAACAAAUAAGACAGGAUCAUGGUUACAAUACACUGGUUAUGAUUGGAGAUGGUGCCACUGAUCUUGAGGCUCGUCAACCUGGUGGAGCAGACUUGUUCAUCUGUUACGCCGGCGUCCAGAUGAGAGAAGCAGUUGCAGCCAAAGCUGACUGGACCGUCUUUGAAUUUCAAGAGCUAAUUUCUGAAUUGUCAUAAUUCUGAUACCUCACUGUGAUUCUGAAUCUUUCGCUGUUCACACUAUGACAGAUGAUUGUAUGUGUUCAUGCUUGUGCUUAGCUGCAUACUCCCUCCGUCCGGAAAUACUUGUCCUCGAAAUGGAUAAAAUGGAUGUAUCUAUAACUAAAAUAAGUCUAGAUACAACCAUUUUGAGGACAAGUAUUUCCGGACGGAGGGAGUACUUAAUUGUAGGUAUUUCAUAUUUCAAUCAUUCCUUUCGUGAGGUGGUGCUGGAGCUGAAGCUCAAAUUUAUUGGUUGUGUUUCUGAAACCUGGUGGUUAUGUUUUCUGUUUUCAUCAUGGGUUGGUGGUUAUGUAUCUGAUAUGGAAACCUGAUAGUUAUGUAUUAAUAUUGAAAUUUAUGGUUA